UUUAGACUUGUAACAUAGAAGUGAGAUAAGGUUUUUUAGUUUAUUAUAUCGGUUCCAUUUUCUGUUUUUCUAUGUUCUAUCUUCUUUCUUCAUUCAUACCUCCUUUACUUUAUUUUCUUAAUGUCUACAUAAUUAACUAAUCAUAAGCUCAUGAUACAGGGAUUGACAACAAAUUGUCCCACUAACUUUUGUCUCCCGGAUGACAAUUAUCCUACUUGGUUAGCCUAUAAAAGUGAAGGAAUUUCUGUACUUUUUCAAGUUCCCGAGGAUAGUGAUUGUCGCAUGAAAGGGAUAAUCUUAUGUGUUGUUUAUUCAUCAACAAUUGAAAACAUAGUAGCUGAAUGUCUUACCAGUGUCUUGAUUAUUAAUUACUCAAAGUGCACCAUAAAGAUAUACAAGCGAGACACGGUAAUGUCUUUUAAUGAUGAAGAUUGGAAGGGCUUAACAUCAAAUCUAGAGCCUGGUGACAAUGUGGAGAUAUUUGUAGCUUUUGGGCGUGGAUUGUCCGUUAAGGUGACAGCUGCCUAUCUAAUAUAUGACCAUUCAGUUAUUACAGAAACUGAGCCAACUAACAUGAAUAUGGAGCCAUCUCAGGAAGACAAAUUGCAACCAUCACCUAAUGUAAAAAUGGAGCUAUCACCAAAUUUGAGAAGGGAUCCAUCUCAGAAGGUAAAUAAAAACAAAGAUAUCUUUACAAAACUUGCAAAAAGAACGAGACAGUGUUUGUGCUUGAACUAAUGUAGAAGUUUCAACAAAUUUUGAUUUGGCAUACA
Vicia villosa (hairy vetch) is the source of this 773-nucleotide messenger RNA. RefSeq lists its product as uncharacterized. The transcript has a single exon. The record is from RefSeq and is a predicted model, not a curated record. Lineage: Eukaryota; Viridiplantae; Streptophyta; Magnoliopsida; Fabales; Fabaceae. The coding region runs from base 151 to 738 and encodes 195 amino acids.